This is a messenger RNA of Cydia splendana, 8179 nucleotides long. It is a transcript of the gene Bcs1, whose product is annotated as mitochondrial chaperone BCS1. Gene Ontology annotation, molecular function: ATP hydrolysis activity; ATP binding. Gene Ontology annotation, biological process: mitochondrial respiratory chain complex III assembly; protein insertion into mitochondrial inner membrane from matrix. The record is from RefSeq and is a predicted model, not a curated record. The transcript is spliced from 7 exons. Gene Ontology annotation, cellular component: mitochondrial inner membrane. The coding region runs from base 110 to 1384 and encodes 424 amino acids. NCBI's taxonomy places the organism in Eukaryota, Metazoa, Arthropoda, Insecta, Lepidoptera, Tortricidae.
UUCAUUUAUAACCUAGAAGCAUCAAAGAAAUACAUCGUACUACACAAAAACUAUUGCAAUUAUAUUAUUAUAAAAAAUAUUAAAUUGGUGUGAACAGUUCCUUUAAAACAUGACGAUUGUAGAAUAUGUGACUUCGCUAGCCCAAAACCCUUAUUUCGGGGCGGGUUUCGGAUUGUUCGGCGUUGGAGCGAGUGCUGCAAUUUUACGGAAAGGAUUUCAAACCUCUAUGAUAUUAUUUCGACGGCACUGCAUGAUCACACUUGAAGUGCCAUGUAGAGACAAGUCUUACCAAUGGUUACUACAGUGGAUAACUCAGAAAGGCGCCAAACAGACGCAACAUUUGAGUGUAGAAACUUCUUUCCUUCAGAAGGACACCGGACAAAUCAAAACUAAAUACGACUUUAUUCCCAGUGUAGGUCAGCAUUUUUUCAGAUAUCGUGGAGCCUGGAUCAAAGUAGACCGCACCAGGGAACAACAUACUCUGGAUUUGCAUAUGGGGGUUCCAUGGGAAACAGUCGUCUUGACAUCCUUUGGUAGCAAUAAGCAGCUAUAUUAUGACAUACUUGAAGAAGCUCGGACAAUGGCACUGAAGCAGCAUGAAGGCAUGACCAUCAUGUACACAGCAAUGGGGGCCGAGUGGAGACCAUUCGGGCACCCGCGCCGCAGGCGCCCUUUGCACAGUGUAGUCUUGCGCGCGGGCUUGACAGACAGAAUCCUGGAGGAUUGUCUGGACUUCAUCAACCAUCCACAGUGGUAUACAGAUAGAGGGAUACCUUACAGAAGAGGUUACCUGCUGUAUGGCCCACCUGGUUGUGGAAAGUCAUCGUUCAUUAUGGCCUUAGCUGGAGAAUUGGAGUAUAACAUCUGUGUACUUAAUCUAUCUGAGAGGGGCCUUACCGAUGACAGACUAAACCAUCUACUUAGCGUAGCGCCACAACAGUCGAUAAUCCUACUGGAAGACAUCGACGCAGCCUUCGUGUCGCGCGAGGACACGCCCUCGCAGAAGGCGGCGUACGACGGCCUAAACCGCGUCACGUUCAGCGGGCUGCUCAACUGUCUGGAUGGCGUUGCUUCCACGGAGGCUAGGAUAGUCUUCAUGACCACUAAUUAUUUGGAAAGGUUGGACCCUGCGCUAAUUAGGCCCGGCAGGGUCGACAUGAAAGAGUACGUGGGCUACUGCGACCAGCAACAAGUUGAACUCAUGUUUUUGAGGUUUUACAAAGGAGAUGGAGCUGCAGAGCAUGCGAGGAUUUUUGCCGAGAAUGUAAUGCAAAAUAACAAGAAAGUCAGCCCUGCACAGAUACAAGGCUACUUUAUGUUCCACAAGCAUUCGCCUCCGGCCGAAGUGGUCAAAGAUUUCCAGUCGAUUUGGACCCUUGGCUAAAAUAUACAGCUACCAACUUUAUUAUAAGUUCCAGAAGAUCGCCAAAGCCGCUGUCAAUCCACUGGUCUUAUUGGAAUCGAUAGAUUCCAGACAGGAGGUUUGCCAUCGUUCUCCGAGUAGACCGCUCUUGAUGAAUCGAAAAACGCUAUGUGCCCAAUUUGUAAUGCACGCGGUAGUCUCUUUUCAACCUCAUGAGUUAGAAAGAGAUUUUGGCAUAUAUCAGGCACAGUUUAUUAGCGUUUAUCAAACUGAUCGUAGAUAGGCGUGGCUCACUCCGCGAUUUCGUCACUUUGCUACAGGUAGCUAGAAGUACAUCCGUUCCACACCAAUUUUGGGGAAGCCAUAAGCCGCGCGUGGCGCUGUCGCCACCUAGCGGCCAUAUCUGUGCUGAUCGUAACAGACGCGUUUUGUUAGAGAGUGAGUCUUCUGUACCUAGUACUAUUAUUUAUUAUGUGCCGUAGAUCACAUUUAAUAGAAAAACAAGUAAAGAUGCGGCUUCGCGAACAGUUUGUUCAAACUAGGUGCACCAGGGGCAAGUAGGUACCUAAAGUGGCAUUUCUCAUGUAUUUUCUAUGAUAAAGUAUUUAUAUAUGAUGUUUCCAAGUAAAUGGGCUUCUCUAUGUAGCUAUGUAUGUAUUAUGGCGACUGUACAUACAUUCGACAAGUGAUCUAUUAUUUAUCUUGGUAUAAAAUUAUAUUUAAACGGUAUUAGAAUUUUGAUUGUUUGAAGAUUUACACCUUUACUUUAAAUAAACUGUAGCUAUAUGUUUUAGAAUUUUGAAGUGUGAAUGUGAAUGAAACAAAUGAUAUACUAAUGUAGUUGUAGUUUACUUGCUAUUUCAGUCAGUCUCGGUACAAAAAGUACUGAGGUUGACUGAAGUAGCAUGACAAAUACGAACGUUUCCGAGAAAAUACGAUGGAAAACAAUAUGCACUACAUCUGUACAAAGAUUUAACUUCACACACAGUGGUGAAAACAGUAUGAAGAUAAAAAAUCAAAACGAGGCUAAUGGUGACCUCUCUCCUCGAUUCAAUAGCUGAUUGAUUGGCAUUAAGACAGAUGCUAAUUGUGGGUUUAUUUUAGGCAUCAAUCAGAAAUAGAUACUUAGUGAUUUAUGAUUUGUUGACGUUAUUCAAACAAAUGUAAUUUUUAAACAAAUUGUAUUUUUUUUAUAAGAACAAUUAACUUAUAUUACAUAUCCUUUUUAGGAAAAUCACAUAAUAACCACAAACUUGUCUCAUCCAAUGAUACAAUAUCAUACAACAUAAUACUAAGAUUGGCUUGAUCUUAGGGGUUUUGUCUAUGGUAUAUGUCAUUGAACGAAUGACCGAAUACCAAAAAAAAAACAGACAGUGAAUGAGGUAAAUCUCACACUUUCUCUAUAAUUUAUAGAUUUGAUUACCUUCUUCACAAAAGUAACAGAGAAGAAUAAAUAGCUAACAUAGAAAUCGUUGAAUAACACUGCACAUUUAAGCCAAUGAACGAUAUCUCAAAUCAAAGUUGGAUGUAAACUUAUACCAUAAAAUCUAACAUCAUUUGUUUAUGAGAUAGCGCUAUUGGGUUUAUGAGGGCAGAAAAAUAUGUAAAAAAAUACCCAGAGCUUUAGAGACUGUACGUACGCGUCAAUUAAAUAAAUUUUAUUUUAGACCUGACAGAUGGUUUUAUUUAAUACGUUUUAUUAUUAUCAUAAGUUCAUAACCUUUAAAUGCAUAAAUGGGUGAUAUGCUAAAAAAAUACAUAGACCAAAACAGCAACUAGAGUUAGACCACGGAAAUUCUGCAGCGAUUUUAAUAGCCCACACAUUGCAAGUGUUAUUGCAAACGUUGAACUUCUAUGAAAUUAUGACGUAUAAAUAACACUUGCACUGCGUGGGCUAUCAAAAUAGUCUUAUUUUAAUUUGUGUUACCGAGAUUAUUCAAUUUUAAUUUAAGUUACAUGCAUGUAAGCAUGUUGACGUAAGCUGUAAAUGUAGGCUUAAAACGCUUACUGUGUGGUGAAUUGAGUGGUCGCCAAGAUCGUCUAAUUUUACAGCUCCUUACUUUUUUAUGUUGGGCUGUCUAACAAACCGACGAAUCUGGAAUGAACAGUAGGAUGCGUUUCGACCAGAUAUGUGCGAGGAAUCGAGGAUGCGAUGCGAGGGAUUUGUUUGUUAAGAACCAAUACAAUCACUUCAUUUGUUUUCCUCGCUCAGCGAGCAAUGAUUCUAUUGGUUCUUAAAAACACAUGUUUUUCAACGCAUCCUCGCAAGAAAUAAUUUGGGUGAUGGUUAAUGAAAACCCAUGGUACCUAAAUACGUGCUAGACCUCCAUGAAAAGACAUGCUCCGUAAGUUAAAGGAUUAGUAAAUUCCGGAUCUUACUCAACCCGGAGAUAGAUAUAAUAAGCCGAACCACCAUAAUCCUAUGUUGCCUGGUCUGCGUACUGGUCAAAUUGACUAUGUGUGUAACCAAGAAAGAGAAAACCCACUCUCGAAUCGAAUGGCCCCACCUCGUAUCCAUGUCAUUUAAAUAAAUACAUAGUUUUAGCGUGAGUCAGUUAAUUCCUGAAUUGAGCCCCAUUUACUUAACAUUAUAUCUUUUUGAUACCUACGACACAGACAUAUUACAUAUACUAAGAACUGGUCACUUACGUACGUAAGAUGAAUAGAAUAAAACAUUAUUUUAUGUUAUAAGUAAUUAAAGUAAAAUAUAUUAAGAACGGGUCACUCACGUAUUUUAAGCCGAAAAACGCUCGACAUGUUCACUUUCGGUACGGAGUAAAACUUAUAACAUAAAAUAAUGUUUUAUUCUAUUCUAUUCAUCUUUGAUCGAAACGCACCCUUAAAACAGAAUAGGUAUCCGAGACAGUCACUGAGCUAACGCCGUAAAAUUGUACACGCAAUGAAAAGGGGUGCCCCUUAAUACGCCUAACAUUAAUUGGCAUAAUAUGAAUUCGCAUAACAGUUUUGGCAUAACAUAAUUGUGCAUAACAUUGAACAGGCAUAAUAUUAAAACCGGGCAAGUGCGAGUCGGACUCGCGCACGAAGGGUUCCGUAUCAUAUUGCGAAAAAAAACGAAAAAAAAGCAAAAAAAAAAACGGUCACCCAUCCAAGUACUGACCACUCCCGACGUUGCUUAACUUUGGUCAAAAAUCACGUUUGUUGUAUGGGAGCCCCAUUUAAAUCUUUAUUUUAUUCUGUUUUUAGUAUUUGUUGUUAUAGCGGCAACAGAAAUACAUCAUCUGUGAAAAUUUCAACUGUCUAGCUAUCACGGUUCGUGAGAUACAGCCUGGUGACAGACAGACGGACGGACGGACGGACGGACGGACGGACAGACGGACGGACGGACGGACAGCGAAGUCUUAGUAAUAGGGUCCCGUUUUACCCUUUGGGUACGGAACCCUAAAAAGCAUACCACUUAUUGCGCAUAAUAAUGAAUCCGCAUAAUUUAAAUAUGCAUAACAUUAUUAACUAUAACUUUAUUUGGCACAAAAUGAAUUAGCAUAAUUUAAUAAAGCAAGAGAAUUAGAUGGAUCAAGGCAAAACCAACUCGGUUAGGUCAGGUUCACAAGGCCAAGGCAGGAUCGAGCGAAACGAAGCGAAGCUUUUGUAACAAAUAAUACAUUAUUAAGGCGUAGUAAGUUCGUGUUCUUCUUUUUAGAGCACCGUACAAAACUUUGUUAGAGCACCGUACAAAACUUUGUUCACGGUGCUCUUAUGGGAUCACUUCGGUCUUGCAAAUCGGUUAAAUGCGUUUUUCUCAAAGACCGUUUGAUGUAGGUACCUAAAAUUUGGAAUAGUUAUGGCAAGUACCAUCGCUUACACAGUGAAUAAGUCAAAACUGCUUAUUUCUGAUUUUAGGGGGUUAGAGGGGUAGGCUGAAUUUUAUUUUCAAUUGUAAGAAUCGUGUGAGGUACCAUUAGAAAGCUUGCAAAAAAUUGAGUCGAUGGACUGAUUUUGACUUCAUUUUAGAGUGCAGUAGUUUCGAUAAAAAAUGCAUUUAAAGUUGCAAGUUUUCAUACAAAAAUUUUCACCUCUGUCCUGGCGAUUUUCGCGAAAACUAUAGCUAACAGGCAGCUGACCAGUCAAUAUCCAACCAAAACAAGUAUGAAGACGGCGGGAAAAUUAUCAGGUUAACUUUAUCUUUAUUAGUUUUUCAACUGCAGCCUGAUCUUUGGUUGCUUAGGGCUAGCUAACUGAUGCUUACACUGGUCAUUCAUAUUAGGAAGUAGUUUUAGCGAGAAAGAUCCUGACUUAAAACUUUGGCAUUGAAAUUUAUGACUUAUGUCUUUGAUACAACUUACUUACUUUUGUGGGAUAUUUCAUUUUUUUUCUGAAUAGCCUACUAUAAGUAUGAGAGAGAAAAAGAUCUACAAAAUACAACCUUGUUAUAAUGCAAAUAAGUUUAAAUUUCGAACGGGCUUUCCAACCAAUGGAAUAUCUCAAUGUGCUCAGUAAGAAUCAUAUUUAUUAUUGCAGUUUAUCUGAAAAAUUCAAAUUAAGAAUUCCGUUCUUCACUGUCGUUGUGUUUUUUUUUCACAACAGAGCACAUAGAGUUGGUAAAGCGUAUAGAGAUAAUAAAGUCAUUUAAUAUUUAUUAACAGCUAUGGACUCAUCUAUAGAUUUUACUGAGAGUAUCUGAUUCGUCGAAACAAUAUUCCUUUUCACUAACUACCAUUACAUUUAUGUAUUAAUUGUAUACAGUAUGUAUUAAUUAUUGUAUACAGUAUGUAUAUUUUUGAACGGAUCGGCCAGAGCAGCAACCAGAUCCCGUUCUGAAUGAAUGAAUUAAUGUUUCUUUAUUCAGGCUAUAGACCUGUUAGUUCUGUUAGUAGUAGUUCUGUUCUGUUCUGUUCUGUCACGAAAAAAGAAUUUUGGAAGACCUAGAUAGUAUAUGACAGUUAUAAUUCACAGUUUUUGGAAACAAAUGUAAAGAUGACGAAAUAUAAAGUAACUUUAUAUUUCGUCAACCUUACAGCCAGCGACAAAAAUGUACUCGGUACUCAUGAAUCCCAGUUCUACUAAAAUAUUUUUUCUUUUAAAAACUGAUUUACAAUAAGUCCAAAAUUGUGCGGUAAGGUAGGUUUAUAUUAAAAUUAUACGCAAUUCUUCGUAGCAACACCGCCAAGUGGACGAAAACAGGUACUGGACGGCAAACUGACGCAAUUACCCUACUUGUACUAAAACUUAGACAUUUAUUAUUACUUAUUUCUGUGACUUAUAUGAAACAUGAGCAAAUUGAUUAAUACUUUACGUUAAUUACAUUUUGUGUCAGAAACAAGUCUAAACGUCGAAAACCGAGAAAUGCCGAAUCCUCAACUUAAUUGAAAUAUUAUUCCUUUUUUAGUCGUGCCUGCCCAGUCUACAAGUUUAAAAUACAACAAUUGCAACAAAGAUUAUCAUGAGGUUGUAUGUAUACCUAGUAUUUUUGACGGAUUUAGUUUUUCAUGCUCGAAGUUGCUUGUCAACUCUCACGUAUAUUAAAUUGUCAACUAUUUUGGUGUUUGAAAGAAUCAAUAAUAUUGAAAAUGUUCAGACAAGUGGAAGAAUAUACUUCAAUAUGUUAUAGAUGCUAGUAAGAUGUAAAAACAACAGUUUAGCGGAAUGUCAGUUUACGAAAUGGUUUGUGUGUUAGUGCUGGAAAGCUGUAAUUUGGUAUGGAUAUAUAAAAUCAACCCGACAAGGUGAUAAAUAAAAUCUCUAAUCUCUAAAAAAUAUAUCUAAGAUAGAAGCUUCUUCACUACCUAUAUUACCUAUACUAGCCCAGAGGCCUUUAAUAACAGUCCAAACUCCAAGGUCCCAGAGCUCCCAGACAUUACUUAUUUCCUCGUGAAUAAAAUGUAUGGGAUAAAUUAGUAUUGGUAUCCAAACUUUAAACCGCCUAGGGAUGCGUGGUACGGUGCUCUGAACACCGUAGUCUUGACUUCGUGCUUGGCCAAUUAUUUUUUUAAUAACUUUAGGAUUUUUUAGGUUUUGGAAAUAAUUUUCGUAUUUCGAUUUAUUUGUGCAAAUUUUUUAAAAGUGCAUUUUAGAGCUAUUUUAGUGAUUUUUUUAUCGAACAAUAGUCAAAAACUCAGGAUUCGCAUUGCUGAAGUCCUUAGAGAAAGGCCGCAAGAUUGCUAAUUACAUUUUUGGCAACCGUAUUGUGAUAUUUGUGAUGUAAAAAAGCGCUACAUUAAAUUAAAGUUCGUUCUCUGGACCUACUGAACCUUAAAAGAGCCGCUCUGUCUACAUUUGUAUUAAUUUGCCUUUUAUAUUUAUACCAUUUAAUAAUUAUGCAAAGUAACUUUAUGCUUAUUAUAUUUAUCCCAAGUCAUCGUUAUGACAAUUUACGUUAUGCGCAUUAACAUUAUGCGUAUUCAGUUAUGCGGAAUAAUGUUAUGCUAUUUAGAAAUUAUGCGUAACAUACGUUAUGCCAAUUUGAAUUAGGAGUAUUACGUUAUGCGAAUUAUAUAGACCCAAUGAAAAGAAAAGGUUGCUGCUAGAGGUGGAUGGAUGGAUGCGCUAAUUCGAUUUGCACUAAGCUGAAUUAUUUAAUCCAGUAAAUUUGUCGAAUUUUGUAACCAGGCUCUUUUGAGUCAAAUCCGGUAGUUCUGAUUUUUUGCAGACUUAUUUCCGUACACGGCGGGAAGAAGUUGAUAUCUCGCGGGAAAAAAUUGAAGAAAUUUGAACCUUAUGUAAGUUUAUUUUAAGUUCUAAUUUCUUUACUAGAAUAUCUCGAGUUAUCAACUUCUUCCCGCCGUGUACGGAUUUAUGAUGUUGGCUCAAUGAAUAAUCCAAGUUUGUGACCUCGAGCGCCGAACGCAACUUUGUCAAAAA